CAGUCUAAAGAUUUAGUUGCACCGGGUAAUGGGAAACGAUCGCGUUACAAAAAAGAUAAAGAUGUCGGCUUUGGAACAGCUUAAGAAAAUAACUACAAUUGUAGCGGAUACCGGCGACUUCGAUGCUAUAAAUAUAUAUAAGCCUACUGAUGCCACGACUAAUCCAUCGCUUAUAUUGUCGGCCUCGACUAUGGAGCGCUACCAAUACAUAGUUAAAAAUGCUGUCGAAUAUGGAAAGAAGAAAGAUGGACCACUGGAGAACAAGGUAUCGGAGGCGAUGGAUUAUUUGUGCGUAUUGUUCGGCUGCGAAAUUCUAAAAGUUGUUCCGGGCAGAGUUUCCACCGAAAUAGAUGCACGUCUUUCGUUUGAUACGAAGAAAAGCGUGGAGAAGGCAUUGAAAUUAAUUGAUUUAUACGCGAGCUUCGGAAUUAAAAAGGACCGCAUUUUAAUAAAACUUGCCUCAACGUGGGAGGGUAUCAAAGCGGCAGAAAUUCUGGAAAAACAGCAUGGAGUGCACUGCAAUCUCACUCUGUUAUUCUCAUUUGCCCAAGCUGUGGCUUGUGCCGAAGCUGGUGUGACACUAAUCUCCCCCUUUGUUGGCCGCAUCUUGGAUUGGUAUGUGGCGAACACAGAGACCAAGAAAUUCGAGCCGAAAGCUGAUCCUGGCGUUAUCUCAGUGACGAAUAUCUACAACUACUACAAGAAAUAUGACUAUAAGACAUUGGUGAUGGGCGCAUCCUUCAGAAACAUUGGCGAAAUUAAGGCGUUAGCUGGUUGCGAUUUGCUUACGAUCAGCCCAAGCUUACUAAAGGAACUGGAGAAUGAUGAUGUCGUACUGGAGACAGCUCUAUCUGUGUCCAAUGCGAAGCUACAGGAUAUUCAGAAGAUUACCAUUGAUGAGAGUCGAUUCAGGUGGUUGCUCAAUGAGGAUGCCAUGGCAACUGACAAAUUGUCUGAGGGCAUACGCAAAUUUGCUGUUGAUACAGUGAAACUGGAAAAUGUCAUCAAAAAAAUGUUUGCCUGAAUUUAAAUGUACAAAAUGAAUUUGUAAAAA
Drosophila navojoa is the source of this 1054-nucleotide messenger RNA. RefSeq names its product transaldolase (gene Taldo). Gene Ontology annotation, molecular function: transaldolase activity. The record is from RefSeq and is a predicted model, not a curated record. Gene Ontology annotation, biological process: pentose-phosphate shunt, non-oxidative branch; carbohydrate metabolic process; pentose-phosphate shunt. Gene Ontology annotation, cellular component: cytoplasm; intracellular anatomical structure. NCBI's taxonomy places the organism in Eukaryota, Metazoa, Arthropoda, Insecta, Diptera, Drosophilidae.